CUAACUAACACCUGGGCCCAUUUUCCUCAAUUUUGCGUCCUGGAAAUUUUUGUUUCUCUUCUCCAGCUUGGUCUCAUUCUUUCUCAUCAACGCCUACUAACGAUCCUUCCCACGAUCACAGCCAAACUCGACAAAAUGGCCCCUACCAAGCCCACUUCCGUCCCUACCAAGGAUGAUAUCCUGGUCCCUGAGACCCUCUUGAAGAAGCGCAAGAGCCAGGAGAAGGCUCGCGCUGAGAAGUCCGCUGCCUCGGACAAGCGCAAGAAGGACAACAAGACCAAGCGUGGUGUUAUCUUCCAGCGUGCUGAGAAGUACGUCAAGGAGUACCGCGACCAGGAGCGCGAGAAGAUCCGCCUCAACCGCGUUGCCAAGCAGGAGGGCUCCUUCCACGUCGCCGCCGAGGAGAAGCUUCUGUUCGUUGUCCGUAUCAAGGGUAUCAACAAGAUCGCCCCCAAGCCCCGCAAGAUCCUCCAGCUCCUCCGUCUGCUCCAGAUCAACAACGGUGUCUUCGUCAAGGUCUCCAAGGCCACCACCGAGAUGAUCAAGAUCGUCGAGCCCUGGGUCGCCUACGGUUACCCCAACCUCAAGACCAUCAAGGAGCUCGUCUACAAGCGUGGUUACGGAAAGGUCAACAAGCAGCGCAUCCCUCUUACCGACAACUCCAUCAUCGAGGAGAACCUCGGCAAGUACGGCAUCGUCUGUAUGGAGGAUCUGAUCCACGAGGUCUACACCGUCGGCCCCAACUUCAAGCAGGCUGCCAACUUCCUCUGGCCCUUCAAGCUCAGCAACCCCACUGGUGGUUUCCGUACCCGCAAGUUCAAGCACUUCAUCGAGGGUGGUGAUCUUGGCAACCGUGAGGACAAGAUCAACGCUCUUGUCCGCCAGAUGAACUAGGUUUUCAACCUUUUCGUCUUUGGUACAUGGGAUUCUGGGCAAUGUUUUUUCUUAGGGGUUAAGGUAAUGAGGUACUUGUUUCUGCAUGGCUGCACGGCGUUAUAAAAGCUUCGGAUGCUAUACCAAAUGAAUUGAGACUUUAAUGACCACCCCGAGACUGCU
Molecule: messenger RNA, 1056 nt
Organism: Truncatella angustata
Lineage: Eukaryota; Fungi; Ascomycota; Sordariomycetes; Amphisphaeriales; Sporocadaceae
Product: 60S ribosomal protein L7
Exons: 3
Coding region: 136-894 (252 amino acids)
Biological process (GO): maturation of LSU-rRNA from tricistronic rRNA transcript (SSU-rRNA, 5.8S rRNA, LSU-rRNA)
Cellular component (GO): cytosolic large ribosomal subunit
Molecular function (GO): RNA binding; structural constituent of ribosome
Source: RefSeq, a predicted model, not a curated record